This is a messenger RNA of Trametes versicolor FP-101664 SS1, 450 nucleotides long. RefSeq lists its product as uncharacterized. The record is from RefSeq and is a predicted model, not a curated record. The transcript has a single exon. The annotation marks the transcript as partial. NCBI's taxonomy places the organism in Eukaryota, Fungi, Basidiomycota, Agaricomycetes, Polyporales, Polyporaceae.
CUCUUCCCCCAUGUCGAGGCAAGCGUGCUUUUGGAGAUCGCACGCCAUGAGUUUAAGCCAUCGGACCUGAACAAGCUGGACUCCAAGUACCGCGACCGCAAUGCACGGUCCGUACUCGAGUUCGAUGCAGGAGUCGGAGGCUUCACCAUCCGCGAACCCUCUGCGAAAGACUACCCAUCCCUCCAUUCCAUCUUCGCCCCCCUCACGACGUACUUUCACGUCCUCACAAUGUUUGCGGCCUCCAGCGGCAGCAUUGCAGCCGUAUGCCAAGUUGCGAGUGGCUCGUACGCGUACAUCUCGCAGCUCGAGCAGUUCAAUGAAGACUACCAGUGGUCCGCCGUGCUGGCGUACCACAUGGACUUUCACUACAAGCGACGGAGCUUUAUGGCCGAUGGCGACUACUCCGGCUGGGACAUCAUCGACCCCGGCCUUCAAGCCAGGCACCUCAUC